CUUUGCUAUGCUCGAACCCCUCAAAUACUGAUGAGAGAAAUGCUACGCAAACCGUUGUUGCAUCAUAAGAUAGACCAGGGGUUUGCACUGCGGGGAUGGCUUACCGCUAAAUCGAAUGCUGGAGAUGUUGAGUGAACCAGUAUUAGAAGAGUCCGUAGCCUUUUUGUGUUUUACCUCACGAUCACGACGUGGCCAUCUUGACUGUGGUAACCACUGAUUCAAGUUCCUUUGAACGUGUCCAAAACCAAUGGCGAACAUUACAAUGAAAGCUGUGCACUAUGACGGGCCAUUCAAGGUCUCUGUAAAGGAGAUUCCUCGACCUAAGCUCGAGCAUCCCGAUGAUGUUAUCAUCAAGGUAACCACAACAUGCAUCUGCGGGAGUGAUUUGCAUAUGUAUCAAGGACGAACAGCUGCAAAAGAAGGCCUUGUUUUUGGCCAUGAAAAUAUGGGCAUAGUGGAAGAGCUUGGCGAAGGAGUUACUCUUUUAAGGAAGGGUGACAGGAUUGUCUUACCAUUUAACGUGGCCGACGGCAGAUGCAGAAAUUGUGAAGAAGGCUACACGGCCUUUUGUACUGGUGUCAACCCAGGAUUUGCUGGGGGGGCGUACGGUUAUGUGGCAAUGGGCCCCUAUCAGGGUGGUCAGGCUCAGUAUCUGAGAGUUCCGUAUGCGGAUUUCAACGCUCUGCUACUUCCGCAGGGUACAGAACAUGAAGCAGACUUUGCACUGCUCGCAGAUAUCUUCCCCACAGGGUGGCACGGCGUGGAAUUAUCAGGCUUUAGGCCAGGUGAGACAAUUGCAAUUUUCGGCGCAGGUCCCGUAGGGCUCAUGGCUGCUUAUUCUGCAAUUCUCCGAGGAGCAAGUAAGGUCUAUUCGGUGGACAUGGUUAAGGAGCGUCUUGAUGUGGCAGAGAAGAUUGGAUGUAUCCCAAUUGACUUCACAAAGGCAGAUGCUGUGGAACAGAUUAUUCAGCACAAUGGAGGUAUGGUUGACAGAGCUGUGGAUGCAGUUGGUUACCAGGCUGUGGAUAAGGAAGGUCAGAAGGAGAGGCCAAAUGUAGUUCUAGAUUAUCUGAUCAGGGUGACGCGACCUUGUGGUGGGCUGGGCAUUCCUGGCCUGUACGUACCCUCGGAUCCGGGUGCGCCAGAUGCGCAAUCUAGUCAAGGUCAGAUCCUUAUCUCAUUUGGGAAGCUUUUUGAGAAAGGGUUAAAGCUAGGAACCGGCCAGUGCAAUGUCAAGGCGUACAACCGAUAUCUGAGAGAUCUCAUCAUUUCAGGAAGGGCCAAGCCAUCCUUUGUCGUAUCACACGAAGUCAGUAUCGACGAUGCUGUUGACGCAUAUGAAAAAUUCGACAAGCGCAUAGAUGGAUAUACGAAAGUACUGAUACAUCCAAAUGGGCCACUGAACUGACGAGAGAGUGAGACUGCUGGUAUAAUUCAGUGUAAAACACGGCGCGGUUUAAGACUAGUACUAGUUCUAUCCUAGGCAUCUGAAG
Verruconis gallopava is the source of this 1493-nucleotide messenger RNA. RefSeq lists its product as uncharacterized. Gene Ontology annotation, molecular function: oxidoreductase activity; zinc ion binding. The record is from RefSeq and is a predicted model, not a curated record. NCBI's taxonomy places the organism in Eukaryota, Fungi, Ascomycota, Dothideomycetes, Venturiales, Sympoventuriaceae. The transcript has 4 exons. Bases 248 to 1408 code for a protein of 386 amino acids.